Messenger RNA from Fulmarus glacialis (Northern fulmar), 1640 nucleotides. Its product is annotated as receptor-type tyrosine-protein phosphatase zeta-like. Gene Ontology annotation, cellular component: plasma membrane. Lineage: Eukaryota; Metazoa; Chordata; Aves; Procellariiformes; Procellariidae. The record is from RefSeq and is a predicted model, not a curated record. The coding region runs from base 1 to 1287 and encodes 428 amino acids. The transcript is spliced from 10 exons. Gene Ontology annotation, molecular function: protein binding; zinc ion binding; carbonate dehydratase activity.
AUGCCAUGCAGCCCCCGUGCCCUGGAGAAGGUGCCCAGCUGCAGCGCAGGACCUCCUGGCCGCUCUCGCUCAGCAGCUGCAAAGGGAGAUGGCUGGAGUGUGCGCGCACGGCCCUCCACGGGAACUUUGAACCAAAAGAACUGGGGAAAGAAAUAUUCAGCCUGCAAUGGUGCCAAACAGUCUCCUAUUAAUAUAGAUGAAGAUCUUACCCAAGUAAAUGUGAAUCUGAAGAAACUUAAAUUCCAUGGAUGGGAAAAGACAACUUUGGAAGAUACUUUCAUUCGCAACACUGGCAAAACAGUGGAAAUUAACCUGACAAAUGAUUAUUAUGUAAGUGGAGGUGGGUUAGACACCGUAUUCAAAGCAAGCAAGAUCACUUUUCACUGGGGAAAAUGCAAUGUGUCAUCAGAUGGAUCAGAACAUAGUUUAGAAGGACAAAAAUUUCCUCUUGAGAUGCAAAUCUACUGCUAUGAUGCAGAUCAAUUUACAAAUUUCGAAGAGGCAAUUAAAGGAAAUGGAAAGUUAAGAGCUUUAUCAAUUUUGUUUGAGAUUGGACUAGAAGAUAAUCCGGAUUAUAAUCCAAUCAUUAAUGGAGUAGAUAGUGUUAGUCGUUUCGGAAAACAGGCUGCCUUAGAACCAUUUAUUAUGCUGAACCUUUUGCCAAAUGCAACAGACAAAUAUUACACUUAUAAUGGGUCUUUAUCAACUCCUCCCUGCUCUGAAACGGUUGAAUGGAUUGUGUUUAAAGAUACCAUUAGUAUUUCUGAAGACCAGUUAGCUGUGUUCUGUGAAGUCCUUACAAUGCAGCAGUCUGGCUAUGUUAUGCUGAUGGACUACCUGCAAAAUAACUUUCGAGAGCAGCAAUAUAAGUUCUUUGGGCAAGUGUUUUCCUCUUACACUGGACAAGAAGAAAUUCAUGAAGCAGUUUGCAGCUCAGAACCUGAAAAUGUUCAAUCUGAUCCAAAGAAUUAUACUAGUCUUCUUGUUACAUGGGAAAGACCUCGGGUUGUAUACGACACCACAAUUGAGAGAUUUGCUGUCUUUUAUCAACAGUUGGAUGGAGAAGACCAGCCUAAGCAUGAGUUUCUGACAGAUGGGUAUCAGGACUUGGGGGCUAUUCUAAAUAAUCUGCUGCCCAAUACAAGUUAUGUUCUUCAGAUAGUUGCUGUUUGCUCUAAUGGUCUAUAUGGAAAAUACAGUGACCAAGUCAUUGUUGAUAUGCCUUUAGAGGACCCAGAUCUUGAGGCAAAAGGGGAUUUCUUGGAGCUCCUGCUUGUGAAUUUAUGAAAGAAAAGUUAUCUUCACCAUGAAGACAUGAAAUAAAAUUGACUCACAUAAAGCAUAAGCUAAAACUUUCAUUUUCAAGAAUUACUCUGAGUAAGCCAGUUUAAUUAAGAUGAAAUUCACUGCAGUCACCUCCAGAUCAAUUAAUCUUCAUGUUAAGAGCUAAAGUGAGGCAUGAGUCAUGCAGAAGCAUUAGAUGGGCCCUUUUCCGGGAAGAAUUCUGCCCUUGGAGUGGCCACUUUUAAUAAGGGAAGUUUCAGUACACUGUGCAACAUAAAUCUGGUGUUCAAAAAACUCACGACCAUUGCUUUAGCUUUUUCCUUUUGAGAGGCUUGCAAGAGAGAGCGUUUCUCAUG